Messenger RNA from Cryptomeria japonica (Japanese cedar), 551 nucleotides. Its product is annotated as short-chain dehydrogenase/reductase 2b-like. The transcript is spliced from 4 exons. Gene Ontology annotation, cellular component: membrane. Bases 48 to 551 code for a protein of 167 amino acids. Lineage: Eukaryota; Viridiplantae; Streptophyta; Pinopsida; Cupressales; Cupressaceae. The record is from RefSeq and is a predicted model, not a curated record.
UGCUCCGUUGAAAGGUAGUUGAGGGGCGUUUGUUUGAUUUUUAUAUAAUGUACUUUUCUGUUUCUAAACAGAUGAAGAAUGCAACAGCGUUGGGGCAAGGCAUGAACUGGGAAGUGAUGGACAAAACUGGGAUGGAUAUGUGCCAGUUACUGGAUCACAAAUGGUGGAGUGAGGAAACAGGGGCCAAUAGGGGAAUAGGCUUAGAGAUCGUUCGCCAGCUGGCGUGCAAGGGCAUGACUGUUGUGCUUACGUGUCGCAACGAGAAGAAUGGACUGGCUGCCAUGAAAGAUUUGGGUGAAGCGGGACUUGACAACGUUCAUUUCCACAUAUUAGAUGUGCAGAGCUCCCAAAGUGUUUCAGAUCUGGCCCAAUGGUUGAAAACCAUGUUUGGAGGAUUAGAUAUUCUGAUAAACAACGCAGCAGUGGCGGGGCAAGGCGUGAACAGGGAAGUGAUGGAAAAAGUGUUUGGAUUUGGAUUGAUUCUUUCCCAUAAUGUUCCUGCAUGCUUGAUUAUAGGACAGUGUGUAUAUGUACCUGUAGACGCAUUGUAA